Molecule: messenger RNA, 720 nt
Organism: Saxophila tyrrhenica
Lineage: Eukaryota; Fungi; Ascomycota; Dothideomycetes; Mycosphaerellales; Extremaceae
Exons: 2
Coding region: 1-720 (239 amino acids)
Biological process (GO): translation
Cellular component (GO): mitochondrial large ribosomal subunit; ribosome
Molecular function (GO): structural constituent of ribosome
Source: RefSeq, a predicted model, not a curated record
AUGGCCACCCCAUCGCGAUCACUGCGGCCUUUGGGCCCUCUCAAACAAGCGUUACGACGAUGCCGCGCAGAAAGACAGCAACAGCGACGACACGCCAGCACGGAAGCCCUCUACCCAUCCCUCCAGCCUCGAUAUCCUCCACCCUCGCCGGGCUUCCGGCCGUCGCAAGCGAUUAAGCAGAACCGCUUCGAGGAAGGCAUGCGCAAAAUCCCGGUUAUACCACCCCCCCGCUCCACCAUCAAAGCCUGUCGCGACCCUAUUCAGGCCGUCACCCAAUCCCAACUAACCGUCCUCGACCCCAACGGUGCUCGUACCCGCCUCUUCGCACCCAGUAACCCAGAUCGCGCCCAACCAGGCGAUAUCCUACACGUCCGGCUACGUAACGGCGAGCCCUUCUCCGGUGUUUGCCUCUCAAUACGACAACGGCAUCAGCCAAUCGAUACAGCGAUAUUGCUACGAAACCAAUUGACGAGAAUAGGCGUGGAGAUGUGGUUCAAGGUGUACAGUCCGAAUGUGGAGGCGAUUGAGGUCGUACAGAGGAAGGAGAAGAGGGCGAGAAGGGCGAACCUGUACUAUAUGCGACAGUCGCGGCAUGAUGUCGGCAGUGUGGAGGGUGUGGUGCGAGGGUGGCUGAGGCAGAAAAGUGGUGGGAAUGUCAGGGUGAAGGGGAGGGAUGCCAACAGUAGUAAGAAGAAGAACAACAAGAGGGGAAGGAAUUAG